AUGAGGAAUCCCUUCGAUAUGACCGACAUGUCGGAUUCCGUCGUCGAAGACGACUAUGAACCUAAUAUCGAUAUUCACGCCUAUCAAUCCAACGACGGCAACCGUUCCUUGCUGCAGAACGAGCGGGCCCGUGGCGAUCUCAAGGAACGCUUCAUCGGUGCGAUCGAUACCGGUACCACCAGCUCUCGCUUCAUCAUCUUUGACUGCACCGGUGUUCCCGUCGCCAAAUAUCAAAAUGAAUUCCGUCAAAUUCAUUCGCAAUCGGG
Aspergillus candidus is the source of this 266-nucleotide messenger RNA. RefSeq lists its product as uncharacterized. Lineage: Eukaryota; Fungi; Ascomycota; Eurotiomycetes; Eurotiales; Aspergillaceae. The record is from RefSeq and is a predicted model, not a curated record. The annotation marks the transcript as partial. The transcript has a single exon.